Messenger RNA from Alternaria atra, 744 nucleotides. RefSeq lists its product as uncharacterized. The coding region runs from base 1 to 744 and encodes 247 amino acids. NCBI's taxonomy places the organism in Eukaryota, Fungi, Ascomycota, Dothideomycetes, Pleosporales, Pleosporaceae. Gene Ontology annotation, molecular function: protein binding. The transcript is spliced from 2 exons. The record is from RefSeq and is a predicted model, not a curated record.
AUGGCCCAAUUCACUCUCGAAAGCGCGCUGUCACACGAUGUCCUUGAGGAUAUCUCGAGCUUCUGGUUCCGUCAUCUCGAACAUGACCACGUCAUCAUACCUGGCAUCGAAGACGUAACGCCAUGGUUUUCACAAAGUGACGCAUACGAUCAAGAAUGUCUUGAGAAAUUUGGGGCCCAGCUCAAAGUAAUCCAAUCGAUGCAACCGAGUGGAGCGAACAUUCUAGCUGCCGCAAAUCCAUCCACGCCUGUACACUGGAUCAGCCUGAUCAUUCUUUUGGAUCAGCUUCCAUGGAACUGCUUCAGAGGCGUUAAGGCUGGAAUCGUCUUUACGCUUUUUGACAAGUUGGCGUUCGAAGUUGCUUCUCAGGCACUUAAACUUGGUAUACCAACCGAUCAACAAGUACGUUUCCAGUUGGCUCGUAGAUUUUGGUUCUUUAUGCCAAUGGAACACUCAGAGAGUAUGGAGGUACAAGAAUCACUGACAAAAGCUCAUUCUGAAAUGUGGUAUGAUUAUGAGAUGCUGCUGGAAAAGGCUGUGCAAGGAUGGGACGGUUCCUUUGCACCAUGCCGCGCAGUGCUUCUCAGGAGAAAAUAUGCCUUCGAAAUGUUCAAGGGUACCAUGCAGGGUAUUUAUGAGAGUAAGAAGGAUUUGCUAUAUCGUUUCGGGCGAUUCCCGCAGCGCAACGACGCAUUGAAUCGGCCUUUUACCGAGGAAGAGGUGCAAUGGCUGAAUGAAAGAUGA